This is a messenger RNA of Penicillium daleae, 1725 nucleotides long. RefSeq names its product Zn(II)2Cys6 transcription factor. The coding region runs from base 1 to 1725 and encodes 574 amino acids. The transcript is spliced from 4 exons. Lineage: Eukaryota; Fungi; Ascomycota; Eurotiomycetes; Eurotiales; Aspergillaceae. Gene Ontology annotation, cellular component: nucleus. Gene Ontology annotation, molecular function: DNA-binding transcription factor activity, RNA polymerase II-specific; transcription cis-regulatory region binding; zinc ion binding. The record is from RefSeq and is a predicted model, not a curated record. Gene Ontology annotation, biological process: regulation of DNA-templated transcription.
AUGCCACCAGACCGGGGUCGCGCCUCUCGAGCGUGCGCAUCAUGCAGGAAGCAGAAGACACGCUGCUACGAGCCAGGUACCCCUGGACGGGCCUGUUUGCGAUGCGAGAGACUACGGCAAAGUUGUUCACUAGUAAAACAAACUGAUAGCCCAGAGGAAGAACAGCAGCAGCACGCCUCUGCUUCUACGUUUGGCACUGAUGCUCGCCUGGAGCGACUCGAGAGAACAGUGGCCACUUUACUUGAUCGACUGGGAGAGGGCCCAUCGAGUGCGGAGCAUGAAUUAAGCAGGCCUAGCAGCGCGUUGACAACACCGGACCCUGGCGAUCCAACCUACCAGGAUGCGGAGAGCUCCGCAGCUCCAAUCAUGGUCAUCCGUGAUCUGGCCAAUGACACCAGACCUGAACCAUCCCCAGAAACCAAGUCCUUGGGGACGGUGCUGGACGAUCUCAUCACGCCAGAUCUUGCGUUGACUCUGCUCUCAAUAUUUCUCGAGCAUUAUGGUCGUUGGAUUAUUUUUGAUCCCGAGAGCGACCCUGUCGCGUUGUUGCCCCGCGUGCGGAGAUCGCCGAUUCUAUUCUGCGCAUGCUGCUUGAUUGCGAUACGGCAUACGUCGGAUGAGCUGGCAGCGAUUUUAGCUCCUAAGCUCUAUGAAUGCGCUCGCUCUCUCGUGUCAAGUAUGCUCUUGACAACUCCGCAAUCUGUCGAUUUUUUCCAAGCAGCUCUUAUUCUAUGCAUGUGGUCAACUACCGUGGGGCAGGUCCCCUUGAGCAUCGACAGUUGGCUUCUCAGUGGGUUCGCAUUGCAACACUCACAAUCUAGCCCGAUAUUCGCCACGAUAACGAGCCGAUCUCAUCGAUACACAAAACUGGACGAAAUAACAUUGGAUCACAUUUGCUUGUGGAAUCACCUGUGUCUUGCACACUUACACUAUUGUGUUGGAACCAGUCGAAGGUCUAUGUUACAGGCUUGGCAGAUCGAACGCUGCGAGGCUAUCAUUGGCUCUGACCAUGCUAUCAACUUCGAAGUGCGGAUGGUCGCCGAGAUUCAACUAUAUUGGACAGUCUAUGGAUUUUUAAUUUCAGAAUGUGUUGAUCUUCACAAAUCCACAACGGCUUUGAAGACGUGGAAAAGAAAGUGGAGACGAAUUUUGGAGCAACCACGCUCUCAGUUCCUCAUGAUGGGAUUCCAUUUCUCCAACCUACUCCUGAACGAACAAGGUCUGAAGGCAAAGAGCGUCCACGCUGUCGAGACCCGGGACUAUCUUGUUUCAGAAAUGAUCCACCAUUCCACUGCAAUUGUGCACAUAGCAAUGGACACUGUAGACGAGCGAACCCGUCACUUAAGUGACCAUAUCUACCACAUGAUCACAUUCGCUGGGAUUAUCAUCUGUCGCCUAUUGAACAACUACGAAGCCCAGCUCAGUCUGACGCACAAUACAGCAGAGCUUGACUCCCUAAUUCAGAGCCUCGUACAAUGGCUCCAUACUAUUGGAUUGCCAUGUCACGCGGCACAUACAUUGGGCAAUAUCAUAGCCAAGGUACAUCGGAGGCUACGACAUCGUCUGGAAGCAGUACCAGUCACUGCACCAACGGAUGACUUUCCACCUGAAGAAAGUUUUACGAAUUACUACUUUCCUGAGUUCUUGGGUCUAGGAACUUCUGCGGAUGGAAAUUGGGAUUUGUUGUCGGAUCUGAGUUUCUUGCCACAGGGAUCGUCUGGCUGA